Messenger RNA from Leptidea sinapis, 4174 nucleotides. RefSeq names its product insulin-like receptor (gene InR). The record is from RefSeq and is a predicted model, not a curated record. The transcript has 27 exons. Bases 59 to 4174 code for a protein of 1371 amino acids. Gene Ontology annotation, biological process: protein phosphorylation; cell surface receptor protein tyrosine kinase signaling pathway; positive regulation of MAPK cascade. Gene Ontology annotation, molecular function: insulin receptor activity; ATP binding; insulin receptor substrate binding. Lineage: Eukaryota; Metazoa; Arthropoda; Insecta; Lepidoptera; Pieridae. Gene Ontology annotation, cellular component: membrane; insulin receptor complex; axon.
CCGGCUGCAGCUGCUGGCGUGCGCGCUGCUACUGGCGCAGCCGGCGCAGGCGCUGGAGAUGUUGGCGCCGGGAAUUUGCCCGUCAGUGGACAUCAGGAACAAUCCAGAGCAGAUGACGAAGCUGCAGGAGUGCCGCGUGAUCGAGGGCUACCUGAACAUCGUGCUGAUGGAGCGAGCCACGCCGGCCUCCUUCGAGAACUUCUCCUUCCCCAACCUGCGCGAGGUCACCGGAUACAUUCUGAUAUACAGGUUGAGAGGCGUCCGCAACCUCGGCGAAUUGUUCCCGAAUCUGUCUGUGAUCCGGGGGCUGCAGCUAUUCAAGGACUUCGCCCUUGUCAUUUUUGACAAUGAAGGUCUCGAGUCGCUGGGCUUGCAAUCGCUGGCCAGGAUCGAACGCGGAGCAGUGCGCAUCCAGAACAACGACCAACUGUGUUACGCGAACAGUGUCGACUGGUCCAAGAUUGUGGCUGAAGGCACCCAGAAUAACAUUAUAAGGGCAAACUACGAUACACGUCUCUGCGGCUUAUGUCCGAACGCUCAGAGUCGCAUGGAGGAUCACAGACAGCUGCAUCUCCAGUGUCCUGCGGACUCCUCGGGCCGCCUGCUCUGCUGGGACGAUAGACACUGUCAGAAAAAAGAUUGUCCGACGAGCUGCGGUGGUCGCGCGUGCUUCGCCAACGGCACCUGUUGUCACUCGACGUGUCUGGGAGGCUGCGACGGUCCACUGCCGAGUGACUGUCACGUUUGCGCCAACUUCUCGUUCCGAUACGGGAGCGAACGAACUUGUAUGGAGCGAUGUCCUGCGAACACUUAUGAAUUGGAUCGGCGGUGCGUGACUGAGCAGGAGUGUCGCUCGAUGCCGGUCCCGCAGGCGGGCUCGGACGGUAGCCGGCGCGCUCCCAACAUCAAGGCCUACAAGAUUCUUCACAACCGGAAGUGCGUCUACGUCUGUCCCAGCGGCUACAUGGAGAAAGGCGAGACGCACAACUCUCGUUGCGAGCCGUGUCCUGCUUCCGGCUGCGUGCGCGAGUGCGCCGGCGGCAAAGUGGACUCCGUGGCGUCCGCAGAGCUAUUCCGCGGCUGUACACACGUGCGCGGCGUGCUCGAGAUCGCGCUCCGAGCCAGCGUGAACACGAUGUCGGUGCUGGAGAAUGCGCUGGGCGAGAUCCGUGAGAUCGAGGGCGCGUUACGAGUGGUCCGCUCAUACCCGCUGGUGUCGCUCAUGUUCCUCAAGAGUCUGCAGCGCAUCGGCGGCCGAGGCAUCGAUAAGGGGCAAAGCCUGUACAUAUUCAAUAACCCGAAUCUCGAGAUGCUCUGGGAUUGGUCGACGCACAAACCGUUACAAAUAACGUCGGGCCGACUGUUCAUCCACUUCAACCCGAAGCUGUGCUACAACCAGAUAUUGCCGCUGAAGAACAUGACCUGGGACUCGAAAUCUACUUUCAGCGAGAUGGAAGUGUCACAGGACAACAAUGGCGAUCAGGCAUCUUGUUUCCAAGACACGUUGCACCUGAAAGUAAGCUUGCUGUAUCGCCAGGUCGCGAUACUGACGUGGGAUAUGUACUGCCUGGAAGACACCAGGAAGCUGCUGGGAUACUCCAUAUACUACAUAGCGGCCGAGAGGAAUGUCACGCUCUAUGGACAGCGGGACGCGUGCUCGGACACGUGGAACGUUCUGGACAUCACGGUGGACGAGGUCCGCAACAGCAGCAGUCCGCCCAAGGUCACCAAGCUGACGGGAGCGUGUGGCAACGAGCAGCCGCUGUUCUACCCGCUGACACAGCUGACUCCGCACACGCGGUACGCGGCCUACGUCAAGACCUACACCACGCUGCAGGACAGGAAGGGAGCGCAGAGCCCCAUCAUAUACUUCAAGACUCUACCCGGAUACCCCAGUCCGCCGCUGGGUCUGACGGUGGAAAGUGUACGGGAGCACUCCGCCACGAUCAAGUGGCAGGCCCCCACCAUGCCCAACGGAACCAUCGAGACGUACCGCGUGGAGAUCCAGGCCAACGCGUAUAACCAGCACAAGAUACUGGCAGCCAACCUCAACUAUUGCAGCAAUCCCAGCGCACUGGUGAAUAUGAUUGCGGUGCGUGGCGAGGAAGUGACGGAGAAGAAAGAGGAAAUGAGUACAGGCGUGGUAAAGAACGGAUCUUGUGCGUGCAAGCCGGACAGGAAGCCGAGCACGCGGUUCACGUCCGGCGCCGAGGAGGAGCGUGUCGAGAGCAUACACUUCGAGAACGAGUUGCAGAACCACGUUUACGUAAAGUCUGAGCGGAAGAUGCCCGGCAACGAGUCGACGUCGAUGCGCGUGCGCCGCUCGGUCGAGAGCACUGUUAACAGCAUGCUGGUCAUCCUCAGCGACAUCCACGUGCCCAAGGUCGGCAGCAACUACACCAAUGAAACCGAAGGAGGGUUUGCCAAGUCCCUGUACUUCGAGCUGAGCGGCAGUGCGCGGUCGCUGCGUGUUGGCAGCCUGCGCCACUUCACGUGGUACACCGUCAACAUCUGGGCUUGUCGCGCCAAGCACGAGAACGAGACCAUGGACGCCUACGCAGAGACCUGGUGCUCUGUAAAGGCCUCCUAUAACUUCCGCACUCUUGAGAAAUUGAACGCGGAUGUGGUACGCAACUUGCACGCAGAGAUCGUGCCGUCCAACAAGACGUUGCCGGAAGUGAACGUCACGUGGCUGCCCCCGGAAGACCCGAACGGGUUCGUUGUAGCCUACAAUGUGUACCACGGUCGCGUAGAGGAGAGCGCUCAGGACGCAGGGCUUACAAGCUGUAUCCGUGCGGACGAGUACGCAACGGGCGGGCGCGGGUUCGUGAUCCGCAGUCUGGCUGCGGGCAACUAUAGCGUGCGAGUCACGCCGCUCACUGUCAGCGGUAUGGGCAACGUGUCGACCACCGUCUACAUAUACAUACCGGAGCGCGACGCGGCGGGCGGGGCGGGCUGGGCGUGGGGCGCGGGCGCGGCGUGCGCGGCGCUGGCGUGCGCGGCGGCGGGCGGCGCGCUGUACGUGCGGCGCGCGCUGGCGGCGGCGCACGACUCCAACAAGCUGUUCGCGAGCGUCAACCCCGAGUACGUGUCGAGCGUGUACGAGCCCGACGAGUGGGAGGUGCCGCGCGCCAGCGUGGACUUGGUGCGCGAGCUGGGCCAGGGCUCCUUCGGAAUGGUGUACGAAGGCAUAGCUAAGAACAUAGUGAAAGGAAAACCAGAAACUCGGUGUGCUGUGAAAACUGUCAAUGAGCACGCGACUGACAGGGAGCGCAUCGAGUUCCUGAACGAGGCGUCCGUGAUGAAGGCGUUCGACACUUUCCACGUGGUGCGGCUGCUGGGCGUGGUGUCCCGCGGCCAGCCCACGCUCGUGGUCAUGGAGCUCAUGGAGCAGGGGGACCUCAAGACGUACCUGCGCUCGCACCGCCCCGACGCCGACCACUCGCUGCCCACCAAGGGACCGGGCUCCGCGCCCCCCACGCUGCAGAACAUCCUGCAGAUGGCAAUAGAGAUAGCGGACGGUAUGGCCUACUUGUCGGCCAAGAAGUUCGUGCACCGCGACCUGGCGGCACGGAACUGUAUGGUGGCCGGGGACCUCACCGUGAAGGUGGGGGACUUCGGCAUGACCCGCGACAUUUAUGAGACUGAUUACUAUAGGAAGGGUACCAAGGGACUGCUGCCCGUCAGGUGGAUGAGCCCCGAGAGUUUGAAGGAUGGGGUGUUUUCGAGCAACAGCGACGUAUGGAGUUAUGGCGUGGUGCUGUGGGAGAUGGCGACACUCGCCAUGCAACCAUAUCAGGGGCUGUCCAACGAGCAGGUGGUGCGGUACGUGGUGGAGGGAGGCGUGAUGGAGCGGCCCGAGCACUGCCCCGACCGCCUGUACGAGCUCAUGCGGGCCUGCUGGGCCCACCGGCCCUCGCAGCGGCCCUCCUUCCUGCACCUGGUGGCCGACCUGGCGCCCACUGCGCAGCCCUACUUCCGGCACCGGUCCUUCUUCCACUCGCCGCAGGGCCAGGAGAUGUACGCGCUGCAGAGGCACGUCAUGGAAGAAGAGCAGGAGAUGCAGGAGGUGAACGUGGGCGCGAUGGCGACGGGGUCGGGCUCCAACCUGUUCGGCGUGUCGGGGCGCCUGGCCUCGUGGAUUCCAUCGAUCGUAAUCGUUAACGUUUUGUAA